Molecule: messenger RNA, 1584 nt
Organism: Aspergillus oryzae RIB40
Lineage: Eukaryota; Fungi; Ascomycota; Eurotiomycetes; Eurotiales; Aspergillaceae
Gene: sld2
Product: protein sld2
Exons: 2
Coding region: 1-1584 (527 amino acids)
Biological process (GO): mitotic DNA replication preinitiation complex assembly; DNA replication; DNA replication initiation
Cellular component (GO): DNA replication preinitiation complex
Molecular function (GO): single-stranded DNA binding; DNA replication origin binding
Source: RefSeq, a predicted model, not a curated record
AUGGCGAGUCUCGACGUCUCCGAUAUCGCGGCGCAGUCAGCGCAGCUCCGUGCAGAACUAAAGGAGUGGGAAAGAGCUUUUGCCGCCGCAAAUGAGGGGAGAAAAGCGGAACGGAGUGAUAUCAAGCAAGCGCCUGAGAUUGCGGCCAAGUAUAAGGAAUACUCUCGAUUGAAAUCGCUAGAGAAAUCAGUGCGAUACGAGAAGAAACACAACCCCAACUCUGUUAACUUAGAAGAACGUCCCAAGAAACGCAAGCAUGCAUCACCCCCUGGAUCCCAUGAGGCCCGCCUUGAAUCGACGCCGCGCAAAGCGGCAAAAGGACCUUUCACAACCCCCUCUAAGCCACGCGGGCAUCCAUCUGAAUUCGACCCUUACGAUUCUCCGUCAGCGCUGCGCAGGCUUUUCAGUCCAUCUACGCAUCAACAGUCCUCGUCGCCGUUGAAGACAGCUAUCGGACCCACCCCACAGAGAGACGGGAAGGCAUUGGGUCUCUUUGACCUAUUAUCCGAAUCGGGCGGGAGUACAGCAACACCCACGGCGGCAAGGCUGGCUAGUGUACGUGGAGCAGCGGCGCAAACACCGUCGAAGAGGAAAACACUAGAUACCAUUGCGGAGGAGGAAGAGGAGGAAGACGGUCCUCGCGGUGACCGGACCCCUGCUUCCGCAAGCAAGAGUUAUAUGCUUUCGGCGUUAUUUGCGACACCCACAACAUGGCGUUACGCUACCAUGAUGGACAAUCGAAACGAUGCUAUUCGUCGUGAGCCUUCACCUCAGCCAAGCGCUAACGACGCUGGUCAAGGAGCCCCAGAGUCAGAGACUCCAGCAUUUUUGCGACGAUCCAACUCAGCACGCUACGCUGCUUCAAACCCUAAUGGCGAAGGUCUGAGCCCAAUCAAUGUACGAAAGCGACCCCGGUUUGUAGGCAAAGGACUGUCUGCUUUGGUACAAGGACUACGAGACAUGGAAGAAGAACACCUAGAUAAUGAGUUGGAUGUACUCCGCGAGAUAGAAGCAGAACAAGCUGGCAUGAACACUGAAGCGACUGAUAGUCAGGCUGUCGAGCAGGACACAGUACCAACGUUCAAGAAGAAGGGUCAAAAACGAACGACACGCAGGGUUCGCAUGAAGCCGGUUAUCUCCAAGCCAAAAUGCGAGUCACAGUUACCAGCGUCAGAGGAUGAAGACAACACAGAUAAUGUGGAUCAAAGUGAUGACGAGCUGGCGGCGGUGCCAGAGACCCAACAGCCGGGUGCCAGUGGCGACGAAACCAAUGGUGUUCCAGAUGCUGCUUCGCUGCAUUCAAUAUCAGAGCCGGAGCUUGAUUCUGACUCAGAUUAUGAGGAGCAAUCUAAACCCCCGGCGAGAAGCAAAAGCUUCUCAGAAAGGAUAAGGGAUGCUAUUGGGGUUGUAGAGCCGCCACCGGCAGAGAAGCAGGAGAAACCCCAGCCUAAAGUGAAAGAGAAACAGACUAAGCCUCGCGAGAGGAAGGUCAAUCCCGAGGCACAUGCUAAUUACCGGUCACUGAAACUUAGAAAUAAGAAUUCAAAAGGCAGAGGCGCAGGGCGCUUCGGUAGGAGACGAUAA